CGUGGGGCGCGCGCCGGAGCCACGGGCAGCCGUUAGGGGCGGGGUCUGCAGCCGCCCGCGCGCGGCUCGCGCCCUCCCCUUUGUGUCGCCAUGGCGGCGGCAGCGGCGACGAGAACGGCGAGCGAGGGGUCGAGCGCGGCCGGGGCCUGAGGAGGCUACGCGACCAUGGUGGCCGGUCAUAGUCCAAUGAGAGAGAUGAACUUGUCACCACCAGUGCCAUCUCAGAGUGAUCAGAGCUGUGAAGGGAGAAGCUCUGGUCAAGGCAUGGAACCUGGGAUGGGGGAAUCUCAGGGGAUGGAGAGAGUCCAGAGGAGAUGCCAGGCGCAGCCUGAAGGGUCAGGGAGAACUUCCUGGAGGAGGGCACAUACCAGAGAAUUCAGACUUCAUCUUGAAGACAACAGGGAGUCAUUGAAGGCCCAGGAUCUAUGGAGAAACAGAGCCAGAUGUGUGUUUUCUGAAAACGAUCCAGGCUAUUGCGGAAAAGCUGGCAGGAGGGGAGAGGCUGGAAGCAGGAAGGCUGAUGAGAUGGGAGCUGUGAUUGUCCAGACAGUGGCACGCAGCACUGACAGCUUGGAUGGCCCAGGGGAGGGCUCCGUGCAGCCUCUACCCACUGCUGGGGGGCCCAGUGUGAAGGGGAAGCCUGGGAAGAGGCUCUCAGCUCCUCGAGGCCCCUUCCCGCGGCUGGCUGACUGCGCCCAUUUCCACUACGAGAACGUCGACUUUGGCCACAUUCAGCUCCUGCUGUCUCCAGACCGUGAAGGGCCCAGCCUCUCUGGAGAGAAUGAGCUGGUGUUCGGGGUGCAGGUGACCUGUCAGGGCCGUUCCUGGCCGGUUCUCCGGAGUUACGAUGACUUUCGUUCCCUGGAUGCCCACCUCCACCGGUGCAUAUUUGACCGGAGGUUCUCCUGCCUUCCGGAGCUUCCCCCGCCCCCCGAGGGUGCCAGGGCUGCCCAGAUGCUGGUGCCACUGCUGCUGCAGUACCUGGAGACACUGUCAGGACUGGUGGACAGUAACCUCAACUGCGGGCCUGUGCUCACCUGGAUGGAGCUGGACAAUCACGGCCGGCGACUGCUCCUCAGUGAGGAGGCGUCGCUCAAUAUCCCUGCAGUGGCGGCCGCCCACGUGAUCAAACGGUACACAGCCCAGGCGCCAGAUGAGCUGUCCUUUGAGGUGGGAGACAUUGUCUCGGUGAUCGACAUGCCACCCACAGAGGAUCGGAGCUGGUGGCGGGGCAAGCGAGGCUUCCAGGUCGGGUUCUUCCCCAGUGAGUGUGUGGAACUCUUCACAGAGCGGCCAGGUCUGGGCCUGAAGGCGGCAGAUGCCGAUGGCCCCCCAUGUGGCAUCCCGGCUCCCCAGGGUAUCUCGUCUCUGACCUCAGCUGUGCCACGGCCUCGUGGGAAGCUGGCCGGCCUGCUCCGCACCUUCAUGCGCUCCCGCCCUUCUCGGCAGCGGCUGCGGCAGCGGGGAAUCCUGCGACAGAGGGUGUUUGGCUGCGAUCUUGGCGAGCACCUCAGCAACUCAGGCCAGGAUGUGCCCCAGGUGCUGCGCUGCUGCUCCGAGUUCAUUGAGGCCCACGGGGUGGUGGAUGGGAUCUACCGGCUCUCAGGCGUGUCUUCCAACAUCCAGAGGCUUCGGCACGAGUUUGACAGUGAGAGGAUCCCGGAGCUGUCUGGCCCUGCCUUCCUGCAGGACAUCCACAGCGUGUCCUCCCUCUGCAAGCUCUACUUCCGAGAGCUUCCGAACCCUCUGCUCACCUACCAGCUCUAUGGGAAGUUCAGUGAGGCCAUGUCAGUGCCUGGGGAGGAGGAGCGUCUGGUGCGGGUGCACGAUGUCAUCCAGCAGCUGCCCCCGCCACAUUACAGGACCCUGGAGUACCUGCUGAGGCACCUGGCCCGCAUGGCGAGACACAGUGCCAACACCAGCAUGCAUGCCCGCAACCUGGCCAUUGUCUGGGCACCCAACCUGCUACGGUCCAUGGAGCUGGAGUCAGUGGGAAUGGGUGGCGCGGCGGCGUUCCGGGAAGUUCGGGUGCAGUCGGUGGUGGUGGAGUUUCUGCUCACCCAUGUGGACGUCCUGUUCAGCGACACCUUCACCUCCGCCGGCCUCGACCCUGCAGGCCGCUGCCUACUCCCCAGGCCCAAGUCCCUUGCGGGCAGCUGCCCCUCCACCCGCCUGCUGACGCUGGAGGAAGCCCAGGCACGCACCCAGGGCCGGCUGGGGACGCCCACGGAGCCCACAACUCCCAAGGCCCCGGCCUCACCUGCGGAAAGGAGGAAAGGGGAGAGAGGGGAGAAGCAGCGGAAGCCAGGGGGCAGCAGCUGGAAGACGUUCUUUGCACUGGGCCGGGGCCCCAGUGUCCCUCGAAAGAAGCCCCUGCCCUGGCUGGGGGGCACCCGUGCCCCACCGCAGCCUUCAGGCAGCAGACCCGACACCGUCACACUGAGAUCUGCCAAGAGCGAGGAGUCUCUGUCAUCGCAGGCCAGCGGGGCUGGCCUCCAGAGGCUGCACAGGCUGCGGCGACCCCACUCCAGCAGCGACGCUUUCCCUGUGGGCCCAGCACCUGCUGGCUCCUGCGAGAGCCUGUCCUCGUCCUCCUCCUCCGAGUCCUCCUCCUCUGAGUCCUCCUCUUCAUCCUCUGAGUCCUCAGCAGCUGGGCUGGGGGCACUCUCUGGGUCUCCCUCACACCGUACCUCAGCCUGGCUAGAUGAUGGUGAUGAGCUGGACUUCAGCCCACCCCGCUGCCUGGAGGGACUCCGGGGGCUGGACUUUGAUCCCUUAACCUUCCGCUGCAGCAGCCCCACCCCAGGGGAUCCCGCACCUCCCGCCAGCCCAGCACCCCCCGCCCCUGCCUCUGCCUUCCCACCCAGGGUGACCCCCCAGGCCAUCUCGCCCCGAGGGCCCACCAGCCCCGCCUCGCCUGCUGCCCUAGACAUCUCAGAGCCCCUGGCUGUAUCAGUGCCACCCGCUGUCCUAGAACUGCUGGGGGCUGGGGGAGCACCUGCCUCAGCCACCCCAACACCAGCUCUCAGCCCCGGCCGGAGCCUGCGCCCCCAUCUCAUACCCCUGCUGCUGCGUGGAGCCGAGGCCCCGCUGACUGACGCCUGCCAGCAGGAGAUGUGCAGCAAGCUCUGGGGAGCCCAGGGCCCACUCGGUCCUGAUAUGGAGUCACCACUGCCACCCCCUCCCCUGUCUCUCCUGCGCCCUGGGGGUGCCCCACCCCCGCCCCCUAAGAACCCAGCACGCCUCAUGGCCCUGGCCCUGGCUGAGCGGGCUCAGCAGGUGGCCGAGCAACAGAGCCAGCAGGAGUGUGGGGGCACCCCACCUGCUCCCCAAUCCCCCUUCCACCGCUCGCUGUCUCUGGAGGUGGGCGGGGAGCCCCUGGGGACCUCAGGGAGUGGGCCACCUCCCAACUCCCUAGCCCACCCGGGUGCCUGGGUCCCAGGACCCCCACCCUACUUACCAAGGCAACAAAGUGAUGGGAGCCUGCUGAGGAGCCAGCGGCCCAUGGGGACCUCAAGGAGGGGACUCCGAGGCCCUGCCCAGGUCAGUGCCCAGCUCAGGGCAGGUGGGGGGGGCAGGGAUGCGCCAGAGGCAGCAGCCCAGUCCCCAUGUUCUGUCCCCUCACAGGUUCCUACCCCCGGCUUCUUCUCCCCAGCCCCCAGGGAGUGCCUGCCACCCUUCCUCGGGGUCCCCAAGCCAGGCUUGUACCCCCUGGGCCCCCCAUCCUUCCAGCCCAGUUCCCCAGCCCCGGUCUGGAGGAGCUCCCUGGGCCCCCCUGCACCACUCGACAGGGGAGAGAACCUGUACUAUGAGAUCGGGGCAAGUGAGGGGUCCCCCUAUUCUGGCCCCACCCGCUCCUGGAGUCCCUUUCGCUCCAUGCCCCCCGACAGGCUCAAUGCCUCCUACGGCAUGCUUGGCCAAUCACCCCCACUCCACAGGUCCCCCGACUUCCUGCUCAGCUACCCGCCAGCCCCCUCCUGCUUUCCCCCUGACCACCUUGGCUAUUCAGCCCCCCAGCACCCUGCUCGGCGCCCCACACCACCUGAGCCCCUCUACGUCAACCUAGCCCUAGGGCCCAGGGGUCCCUCACCUGCCUCUUCCUCCUCCUCUUCCCCUCCUGCCCACCCCCGAAGCCGUUCAGAUCCCGGUCCCCCAGUCCCCCGCCUUCCCCAGAAACAACGGGCACCCUGGGGCCCCCGUACCCCUCAUAGGGUGCCGGGUCCCUGGGGCCCUCCUGAGCCUCUCCUGCUCUACAGGGCAGCCCCGCCAGCCUACGGAAGGGGGGGCGAGCUCCACCGAGGGUCCUUGUACAGAAAUGGAGGGCAAAGAGGGGAGGGGGCUGGUCCCCCACCCCCUUACCCCACUCCCAGCUGGUCCCUCCACUCUGAGGGCCAGACCCGAAGCUACUGCUGAGCACCAGCUGGGAGGGGCCGUCCUUCCUUCCCUUCACCCUCACUGGAUCUUGGCCCAACCAAAUCCCUUGUUUUGUAUUUUCUUGAACCCCGACCACUACCCCAGGUUUCUAACUUUGUAACUUGCUUCUGAUGUGGGUCCCUAACCUAUAAUCUCAGCUUCCCUACCCUGGACUGAAGGGUCUGCCCAUCCCCCCACCACCCUCCAUCCUGGGGGCCCUCGCACAAAUCUGGGGUGGGAGGGGCUAGGCUGACCCUAUCCUCCUCUCCCUCCAGGAGCCCCCAGCAUGUCCUGACCUGUGCACGGGGAUGGGGGGACAACUCCUACCCUUCUUUCCCCACAUGCCCCACUAAACCAUCUGACAACAUUAAUGAAUAAAAUGGUGAAAAUGUG
Molecule: messenger RNA, 4806 nt
Organism: Gorilla gorilla gorilla (western lowland gorilla)
Lineage: Eukaryota; Metazoa; Chordata; Mammalia; Primates; Hominidae
Gene: ARHGAP33
Product: Rho GTPase activating protein 33
Exons: 23
Coding region: 166-4413 (1415 amino acids)
Biological process (GO): small GTPase-mediated signal transduction
Cellular component (GO): fibrillar center; cell cortex; plasma membrane
Molecular function (GO): phosphatidylinositol binding; GTPase activator activity; protein binding
Source: RefSeq, a predicted model, not a curated record